Molecule: messenger RNA, 4743 nt
Organism: Perca fluviatilis (European perch)
Lineage: Eukaryota; Metazoa; Chordata; Actinopteri; Perciformes; Percidae
Gene: tbx20
Product: T-box transcription factor 20
Exons: 8
Coding region: 351-1673 (440 amino acids)
Biological process (GO): heart looping; vasculogenesis; cell fate specification
Cellular component (GO): nucleus
Molecular function (GO): RNA polymerase II cis-regulatory region sequence-specific DNA binding; DNA-binding transcription factor activity, RNA polymerase II-specific
Source: RefSeq, a predicted model, not a curated record
CUCAGAUCUGGCACCGCAGGACACGCACAAGUCACUGGAGUCAGUCCGCCUCCUUCGCCCUUCAACAUGCAGCCAACAAGACUUACAACUCGGCAGUGACAAGUGUUUCCAAAGUGGCGAGUAUUGACCCGUUUGAGCGAGCAGAUUGUGCGCAAAGAGCGAAAUCGAGGACAAACUGUGCGUAUUUUUCUUUUCGCCUUUUUCUUGGAGCCAAAAACAAGCGGAGUUGAGCGUUUCUGCAGGAUUUUUUGUUAUUAUUAUUAUUAUUAUUAUUAUUAUUAUUAUUAUUAUUAUUAUUAUUAUUAUUAUUAUUUAAAGGGGACUAUUUUGGUCAAAGCCUUUUCACCGACAUGGAGUAUACGUCAUCCCCGAAACCGCAGCUCUCAUCCAGGGCGAACGCUUUCUCCAUAGCCGCCCUGAUGUCCAGUGGGAAGCCCAAUAAGGACAAGGAGACGGAGGAGAACACCAUCAAGCCUCUCGAACAAUUUGUGGAGAAGUCCUCCUGCAACCAGCAGUCUCUGGCUGACCUGUCCUCCCUGGACGGACACGGGGACUUCAGCGGGAGCGCGCCCGCGGUGUGCACGGAGCCGCUCAUCCCCACCAAUCCCGGCAUCCCCAGCGAGGAGAUGGCGAAGAUCUCGUGCAGCUUGGAAACCAAAGAGCUGUGGGACAAAUUUCACGAGCUCGGCACCGAGAUGAUCAUCACCAAGUCUGGAAGGAGGAUGUUUCCCACCAUCCGGGUCUCUUUCUCCGGGGUGGACCAGGACUCCAAGUACAUCGUGUUGAUGGACAUCGUCCCAGUAGACAACAAGCGGUACCGGUACGCCUACCACCGCUCCUCCUGGCUGGUGGCCGGCAAGGCCGACCCUCCUCUGCCCGCCAGGUUGUACGUCCACCCGGACUCACCGUUCACUGGAGAGCAGCUCAUGAAGCAAAUGGUUUCCUUCGAGAAAGUCAAACUGACAAACAACGAACUGGACCAGCACGGACAUAUCAUCCUCAACUCCAUGCACAAGUACCAGCCGCGGGUCCACAUCAUCAAGAAGAAGGAGCACACCGCCUCGCUGCUCAACCUCAAGUCCGAGGAGUUCCGCACCUUCGUCUUCGUCGAGACCGUCUUCACCGCCGUCACGGCCUAUCAGAACCAGCUGAUCACCAAACUGAAGAUUGACAGCAACCCGUUCGCCAAAGGGUUCCGGGACUCGUCGCGGCUGACGGACAUGGAGAGCAGGGAAAGUGUUGAGAAUCUGAUCCACAAGCACUCGUACGCCCGGUCGCCGAUCCGUACCUACGCUGGCGACGAGGAGAACCUGAGCGAGGACGGACACACCGCACACACCAGAGGUUCGGCGUUCACCGCCUCAGACAACCUCUCCCUGAGCUCCUGGGUCACCACCACUUCGGGCUUCUCGGGCUUCCAGCACCCACAGUCCCUGUCGGCCAUGGGCACCGGCGCCGCCUCCCUGCCCCACCCCAUCCAGGGCUCCCUGCCCCCCUACAGCCGACUGGGCAUGCCGCUGACGCCCACCGCUCUGGCUGGAACCAUGCAGGGCAGUGGGCCGUCCUUCCCUUCCUUCCACAUGCCCCGCUACCACCACUACUUCCAGCAGGGGCCCUAUGCCGCCAUCCAGGGACUCCGCCACACCUCCACGGUCAUGACGCCCUUUGUAUGACUCCGUCCUGGGGAGGAGACGGGCGAUCUUCGCUCUGAUCCCCAAUCCAGCGCAACCAGUUAUUUCUCCACUCCGACUCAUCACUCCUCAUCCUGUUUGUAUCUUUCCCCCUGGUCUUUGUAAAUAGUUCACCUGCUGCGAGUGAGGUGAAGAGAAGGUGGCGCACUGAUCCAGAAAAUCCACACCAAAAGAAAAAAGGACUGCGGCGCCUCCACAGGACCUGCGGACACAUCAGCAGGUCCUGUGGUUUCUAUGAACCCUUUAGUGACAUUGUACAAACACUUACAACCUCAAAACAAACUAUAAAGCCUGACGCGAGACGAUACAAGGAGCAUGUUUGGUCUUGGCCCUUGGAGAACAGAAAGUGGAUCCUCAACCUAAACUUAUUUUAACCAUUAUUUAGACACCCUCUGCGGGUGUAACAGUCCCUACAGGGUCUCCACCGGGGCUUUAAAGACGGCAGGUUGCUGUGUGAUCCACCAGUGCAACCUAAGAUGAAGAUUUUCGGAGAGACUCGUCCGAUGCUACAGUAUGUUGGACACCGAGGCGUAGUCGGAGUCUGUGAACAUUUCAGCAUAUCGGAAUCUCAGCUUUCCUCUGUUUUCUAGAAACCAGCCAUAUGUACAGUUCAGACUUCACGCUCUGUUGAAAAUAAUGUCAGAAACACGUUAAAGAGCAUUGUACAAACUUGAAAAUGCAACAUUUACUCACUGUAGAGUGCAAAAAAAAAUAAUCAUAGGACGCAUGCUGACUGCAGUAGACAAACACGCUGGACUUACUAUAUGGAAUAAUAUGGGAUGAAUAAGCUCUAACCUGCAACAGGGGUGAAGGCUGUUUGCAUACUUUAAAGGCCCGGUCACAUCAGCAUUUAUAAUGGCGAAGUUUGGGCAUCAAAAUGUUGGAAGCUAUCGUAGCUUAUAAGCUGUGUUGCUCCAUACAAUUUUUAUUUAAGCUCCUCUGCUGGAGUGUUAACUUCUCCACAAAGGAGGCAUGGAUUGCAGAUAGAUAUGAGACAGGAGUUGAUGGUACAAAUAUGCCUUUUGAAUUAUCUGUGUGUUAGCAAACUGGCCAACGAGCUACUGAACUGACUGUUCACUAGCUAGCUAGCUAGCUUGAAUAGCUGUCCAAUACAGAGAAAAUACAAAGAAACGCUGUGGGUUAUUGUGACUAACUAGCGCUAGCGUGUUGGCCGUCAGGUCACCAAGCCUCAAACACCGCCCAUUCUGCGAAAACGUGCGGAUGAAUUUCGUUGUGUUACUUCCUGGUGUGACCGGGUUAAGAGGGAAUCAAUUACAAAAUGUGUUGAGUUCAAAUCAUCAGUUUUAGAGUAUCAUAUUUUAAUGUACUGUGUGAAACCAGCCAUAAAUGGUAGCCAUCAUACAUCUGUUUCCACUGGUAGGAUUUGAAGUCAGUGGCCAAUGCAUAGUAAUCGCUUUAAUGUUCAGAAAACAUCUGAAGGGUAACAGCAGUGGGACUUCACGGCAAACAGACCGCAGCGUCUGGGUAGAAACGCCAGGUUUGUCUCCACGCCGUCUUCAGUUGCCGACUGUCGACUGCAGCCUUUUAGCAGUUGGUCUUUAGAGGUGUUGCCGAGCUGAUUCAUGGCUGCAUCAGAGCGUGCCAACAGGGCGUCCACACCUGGAAAAUAAUGGCUCUCUGCGGUCUCAUUUAAAACAUGCAGACAGGGAGAAGCUGGAAGCCGCCGGAGUCGACUCGCACUCCGUAUGGGUGCAGGUGCAUAAAAAUGGCAGCUCACUGGUGGAGUAGUUAGAGUAAUUUAUUUGAAAAAUUAAGAAGAAAUACAAGCUACACAUGUGAGAUGGUCCUAGGGACAAUUAAUACUGUUGUUUUUGAAUACAUUUUUAUUAUGUUUAAUAUAUAUUAUGUUUAUAUUCAAUCCAAGAACUCCACAGCAAUAACUCUCCAUUUUAUCAAGCAGCUGUUGUCUAUAAUUGAGUCCUAAAACCUAGAGCUAGACCUAUAUAUUAGAUGAUAUUAACUUAUUGUAGAUAUAUAAAUUAUAUAAAUAUAAAUAUAGAUAAAAUUGCUUGUUUUUUCCGAUUUAUUCAGACUGUUUCCAACACAAAUCAGCCGUAGUCUCAAUUCGAGUAACACUCAAGUUACUUGUUUCAUGAUAGAGACUCACAUUUCUGAUUUAGUUGGAUUAUAUUGGAAACACAAGGGAAAAUAUGGCUUUUAAGGACACAAUCAAACUGGUUGUGAUGGAGACUUUUUGCAGUGAGGCUGUCACGUUUUAUGCACAAAAUCCAAAGAAACACAGUUAAAUAUUUCAGCUUCUUGAGUCAUGAAGGCAACAUUUUGACACAUCGGAAGUGGAGCGUUGUGUGGAUUCAGGUGCGUGUGAUGGAUGACGACACUUCCAAUGCUGCUCUUUGCAGAAUUCGAAACAAAAUGUAUGAAAGUGAUAGAUGAGCUGGUUUCACAAACACUGUCAAUGUCCCAGCUGGGCACAUUUUACAUCAUAUGAAGUCCGUUGCAGUGAAAUAUAUGGACAAAAUCCUUCUGUUCUGAACCCUUGCAUAUCCAUAAUGUGCAAGCAGUUAUUUUUCAUCAUCGGUUUAUUGAGGAAAUCUUGUAUUUUGAACUUCCUUUUCUUUGCUUUGGAGAUCAGCUCUUGUUCCUUCACUGAUGUGAAACCUGAGCUUUGUUUGUACAAAUCAACUGAAUGUCGAUUUCCAUCAGUACGUAAAACACUUUUUUCCCCUUUUAAAACACACACAUAGUCCCAACUUACCACUCAAAAUAAUGUUGUUUUUUUUUAAACAAAAAGCUUUCUUUUGUAUGCCAUAAUAUACGACACCGAACGAGAUUGUGUUUUGAUGAUUUUUAAGUGCAAUAUAUUUAUUUUGCUCUCUGGAAAUAAUGUGUAAUGUACUAUGCCGCAUUUAAAAAAAAAAAAUAGUUAUUUGUAAACCUUGAGAAAUAUAUAUCACCACCCAAACUCUUUGAGUUCUUUUUUUUCACUGACUGCCAUUAUGUUCACUUUUCUCUCUCAAUGAAUCACAGAUUGUCAGAAAUAAAUGAAAUCAUGAAAUCAUUGGAAAAACAA